Messenger RNA from Dicrocoelium dendriticum, 921 nucleotides. Lineage: Eukaryota; Metazoa; Platyhelminthes; Trematoda; Plagiorchiida; Dicrocoeliidae. The record is from the annotation of a GenBank genome assembly.
AUGCUCAGCGUCAGCGGCCUCAGUGAGCGACAUCUGAUGCCCUUGUUAUCACCUUCGUCUGCAUUAUUACAAUUGGAACUAUAUGCCGGACAACAACUUCUUGAACACACACUAGUUGACAAAGUACAAGCGGGUGUUGAUCUUAUAUGUACUGCUUCAAAACUAUUCGAAGCUCCUGCACAUGAAAAGCAAAAUUUAAUCGUCUGUCAAACCGAACUCUCACAGGAUCACAAUGCAGUGCCAUUAUUACUGCAAACUAGUGAACCUACUUUGCACUCCGUUUCCAAAGUCCUCUCGAAGGGCAUAAUACCAGCGGUAGUCAAUCCGGUCUCUUCGAUUGAAGGCUCAGCACUCGCAGUGAUGAUGGACAGAGGACGUCGCCGAAGCCAUAGAAUGGAUCUGGUUCUGACAAACGUGGUACUGAAGCUGUACUCUCUGCGAGAAGAAAAUGAAAUCAUCCUUGCCAAUUUGGAAAAUUCAAUCCGUUUGUUGUUGCAAUUGAAUUCGACAUUAUCAGUUCCGGAAUCCGACGCUGGGCGCGUUGUUCAAGAUGGCAACGUCACUAUCACCUCAGUGGAGGCAUCGCUAACCAGUGAAGCAUUACCAGAUAAUCUAUUGGAGGGGUCUACUAGACAGAAGUACCGGCAGCAGACCAUUUACACCAAACGAGAUCUGAAAGAAAACGGAACUCCGUUUUGCAGACCAAAUGAUUCAAUUAUCCAAACUACUAACGAAUGUACUACGAAAAUGACUAUUCCCUGUGCGGAAAAGGGUCAAGUUCAUGAGUAUAAUAGCGAUUACUUAAGCUCACCGUGUUCCACGCGUGAUCCGUUAGAUUCCUACUUGGAUAGAGGUGGCUCUCUUACGUCGGAUACACUGGCAGGUAUUUCAAACGAUCACAGCUUCCCUGAGAGCAACUGA